Molecule: messenger RNA, 714 nt
Organism: Guyanagaster necrorhizus
Lineage: Eukaryota; Fungi; Basidiomycota; Agaricomycetes; Agaricales; Physalacriaceae
Product: glycoside hydrolase
Exons: 9
Coding region: 1-714 (237 amino acids)
Source: RefSeq, a predicted model, not a curated record
AUGCCUUCUGAAGCCUCGCAUCAGACUACAGCCCAUGGUGGUGUCUUGAGCUACAAAAUCGCCGAUUCUUAUUACAACGGCUUCGUACCAUACAACACCCCGGUCGGCCAGAGCUCCAUCCAGCGAGAAUGGGACACGUACAACCCUAUUACCGACCCGGUUGACCCGUCCCUCUCGUGCAACAUCAAUGGGGCAGUCCUUGCGUUGCAAAAAUCUGCCACGGUAGCUGCGGGCUCGUCCGUCACUGGAUACUGGAACCAAUGGCCUCACAGCAUCGGCCCGGUCAUGGUUUACAUGGCCAAAUGCCCCACGACCUGUAGUGCUGCGGAUACUUCUACGCUCGAAUGGUUCAAAAUCGAUGAAGCUGGUCUCAUCUCGGGUAACCUGACUACAGGCCUCUGGGGUAUGGGAGAGCUUAUCGCAAAUAAUAACUCCUGGACAUCCACCAUUCCGGAAUCCUUGGCUCCGGGAGAGUACUUCGUCAGGCAUGAACUGUUGGCAAUCCAUACCCCCGACCAGCCUCAGUUCUAUCCCGAGUGCGCGCAACUCAUCCUCACCGGCAGUGGCACUGCAUCCCCAUCAGGAAGCUAUCUAGUCCAAUUCCCUGGCGCUUAUUCUGCAUCGGACCCCAGCGUCACUAUUGACAUCUACAGCAGCGCUAAUGUAGGAGUGACUAACUAUACCAUCCCGGGACCUGAGGUCUGGUGUGGAUGA